UUUUCAUCGUCACACGUUGCGAACGUGUACAUGCUUGCUGCGGGGGUACCAGUGCUGGCGCUCGUGGCGGCGGUCCACGGCCUCGACAUUGGCGACAACACGCAGCCGACCAAGUCGGGCAUCCCGACGUGGGUCGACGUUGACACGCCCAAGGAGGUCUACACCAAGGCGACCUCGCGCGGCGGAUCGUGGGACCUCGUCAUGAGCGACGAGUUCAACGCGGCGACGCGCAACUUUACGGCGGGCGAAGACCAUCUCUGGACUGCACUCGACAUUCCAGACGGCGUCAAUCGUGCGAUCGGUGUCUACAAGCCGUCGCACGCGUACACGGAGGAUGGCAACUUUGUCAUUCGCAUCGACUCGGGCGACGUCGACAUUUCGUUCUACAACGUGUGGGCCAACGUCCCAGCAUGGACGAAGAAGAAGAUGUACUAUACAGCCGCGAUGGUGCAGACGUGGAACAAAUUUUGCAUCCAAGGCGGCUUUGUCGAAAUCGCCAUGAAGCUGCCCGGUCGCCACCAGCAGACCAAGGGUCCACCAUAA
Messenger RNA from Saprolegnia diclina VS20, 543 nucleotides. RefSeq lists its product as hypothetical. Lineage: Eukaryota; Oomycota; Saprolegniomycetes; Saprolegniales; Saprolegniaceae. Bases 31 to 543 code for a protein of 170 amino acids. Gene Ontology annotation, biological process: (1->6)-beta-D-glucan biosynthetic process. The transcript is spliced from 2 exons. Gene Ontology annotation, cellular component: endoplasmic reticulum membrane; plasma membrane. Gene Ontology annotation, molecular function: glucosidase activity. The record is from RefSeq and is a predicted model, not a curated record.